Apaloderma vittatum (bar-tailed trogon) is the source of this 1107-nucleotide messenger RNA. Its product is annotated as [Pyruvate dehydrogenase (acetyl-transferring)] kinase isozyme 1, mitochondrial. Gene Ontology annotation, biological process: protein phosphorylation; regulation of glucose metabolic process. The record is from RefSeq and is a predicted model, not a curated record. The coding region runs from base 31 to 1107 and encodes 358 amino acids. Gene Ontology annotation, molecular function: pyruvate dehydrogenase (acetyl-transferring) kinase activity. Lineage: Eukaryota; Metazoa; Chordata; Aves; Trogoniformes; Trogonidae. Gene Ontology annotation, cellular component: mitochondrion. The transcript has 10 exons.
UCUGAAAAUGCGUGUGAAAAGACUUCAUUUAUGUUUCUGCGACAAGAGUUGCCUGUGAGAUUGGCAAAUAUAAUGAAGGAAAUAAGCCUGCUACCAGACAACCUUCUAAGAACACCUUCAGUUCAGCUGGUGCAGAGCUGGUAUGUCCAAAGUCUUCAGGAGAUCCUUGACUUUAAGGACAAAAGCUCAGAAGAUUCAGGGGCUAUUCACAGUUUUACAGAUACUGUGAUAAAAAUCCGGAAUCGACACAACGAUGUAAUCCCUACUAUGGCUCAAGGAGUAAUAGAGUACAAGGAAAGCUUUGGCAUUGAUCCAGUGACCUCACAGAAUGUGCAGUAUUUUUUAGACCGUUUCUACAUGAGUCGCAUUUCAAUUAGAAUGCUCCUUAAUCAACACUCUUUACUUUUCGGUGGGAAAAUUAAUCCAGCUCAUCCAAAACACAUUGGAAGCAUUGACCCUAACUGCAAUGUUGUUGAAGUUAUUAGAGAUGGCUAUGAAAGCGCUAAGAGACUUUGUGAUUUAUAUUACAUGAGCUCUCCAGAAUUCAUCCUUGAAGAGCGGAAUGCUAAAUCGCCAGGACAGCCCAUGCAAGUGGUCUAUGUGCCCUCACAUCUCUAUCACAUGGUUUUUGAACUUUUCAAGAAUGCAAUGAGAGCCACCAUGGAACAUAGUGCUGACCGGUGCAUUUAUCCUCCAAUUCAUGUACACGUCACAUUGGGAAAUGAGGAUUUAACUGUGAAGAUGAGUGAUCGUGGUGGAGGUGUUCCUAUGCGGAAAAUUGACAGACUAUUCAACUACAUGUAUUCAACAGCACCUCGUCCACGUGUUGAGACAUCACGAGCGACACCUCUGGCUGGAUUUGGUUAUGGCUUACCCAUAUCGCGUCUGUACGCACAGUACUUCCAAGGAGACCUGAAACUGUAUUCCUUGGAAGGCUAUGGGACGGAUGCAGUUAUUUACAUAAAGGCCUUAUCGACAGAAUCAAUCGAAAGACUCCCUGUAUAUAACAAAGCAGCCUGGAAACAUUAUAAAGCAAACCACGAAGCAGACGACUGGUGCGUGCCAAGCAGUGAGCCAAAGGACAUGACCACUUUUCGCAGUAUAUAG